AAAUAAAUGGCUACUGGACAGGAUCGAGUGGUUGCUCUUGUAGAUAUGGAUUGUUUUUUUGUCCAAGUGGAACAACGGCAAAAUCCUCAUUUGAGGAAUAAACCUUGUGCAGUCGUACAGUACAAAUCAUGGAAAGGUGGUGGAAUUAUUGCAGUGAGUUAUGAAGCUCGUGCGUUUGGGGUCACUAGAAACAUGUGGGCAGACGAUGCUAAGAAGUUAUGUCCAGAUCUUCUACUGGCCCAAGUUCGUGAAUCCCGUGGGAAAGCUAACCUCACCAAGUACCGGGAAGCUAGUGUUGAAGUCAUGGAGAUAAUGUCUCACUUUGCUGUGAUUGAACGUGCCAGCAUUGAUGAGGCUUAUAUAGAUCUGACCAGUGCUGUGCAAGACAGACUUGAAAAGUUACAAGGCCAGCCUAUCUCAGCAGACUUGUUACCCACCACGUACAUUGAAGGGCUGCCCCGAGGCCCUACAGUAGAAGAGACUGUCCAGAAAGAGGAGAUUCGAAAACAAGGCUUACUUCAGUGGCUUGGUUCUCUUCAGAUUGAUGAUGCCACCUCUCCAGACCUACAGUUGACUGUGGGAGCAGUGAUUGUGGAAGAAAUGAGAGCAGCCAUAGAGAGGAAGACUGGUUUUCAGUGUUCAGCUGGAAUUUCACACAAUAAGGUCCUGGCAAAACUCGCUUGUGGACUAAACAAGCCAAACCGCCAGACUCUGGUCUCACAUGGGUCAGUCCCACAGCUCUUCAGCCAGAUGCCAAUUCGUAAAAUCCGCAGUCUUGGGGGAAAGCUCGGGGCCUCUGUCAUUGAAAUCCUUGGGGUAGAGUACAUGGGUGAACUGACCCAGUUCACUGAAUCUCAGCUACAGAGUCAUUUCGGAGAGAAGAAUGGAUCAUGGCUGUAUGCCAUGUGCCGAGGGAUUGAACAUGAUCCAGUUAAACCCAGGCAGUUACCUAAAAGUAUUGGCUGUAGUAAGAACUUCCCAGGGAAAACGGCUCUGGCUACUCGGGAUCAGGUACAAUGGUGGCUCUUGCAGUUAGCCCUGGAACUUGAGGAGAGACUAACCAAAGACCGAAAUGAUAAUGACAGGGUGGCCACUCAGUUGGCUGUCAGUAUUCGUGUACAAGGAGACAAACGUCUUAGCAGUCUGCGCCGUUGCUGUGCCCUCACUCAAUAUGAUGCUCAUAAGAUGAGCCAGGAUGCAUUUGCUGCCAUCAGGAAUUGUAAUACUUCUGGAAUCCAAACUGAGUGGUCCCCUCCCCUCACAAUGCUCUUCCUUUGUGCUACCAAAUUCUCUGCCUCUGCCCCUUCAUCUUGCACAGACAUCACCGUCUUCUUGAGUAAUGACUCAAGUUGUCAGCCAAAGGUGCCAACUGCUGGCUCUGAAACUAAGACCCAGGGAACUGGUGCAGCUUUGCCCACCUCUAAAAAGGCAGCCACCUCUCUGGAGUCUUUUUUUCAAAAAGCUGCUGAAAAGCAGAGACUGAAAGAGACUUCCCUUGUACCUCUCAACACGUUCACAGACAAGUCACCACCCAAGCCCUCGCUACCAUUCCAAACCAGCCGGACCACAGGAAUUGAGCCCUUCUUUAAGCAGAAGAGGCUGCUGUCACAGCAGACACAGCUUAGUAAUUCUUCAGCUGCUUCCCUUCCACAGAAGGAUUCUGGAGUGACAGCAAGCUGUUUUCCAACUGAGUGUGCAGAUGGUGGCCCGCCUUAUGAAAGCGUUUUGGAGUCAGUACCCUCUGGAGGGAUUUCUACAGAAAUGGACAUGGCUGGGAACAGUCCAGACAUGCUUGAGUCUUCAAUUUACAACUCUGAGGUGGUGGCCCAAAGGGCAACUGAGGACCAAGUGCUCUGUGAGAAGUGUGACUCCUUAGUCCCAGUAUGGGACAUGCCAGAACACACAGACUAUCAUUUUGCAUUGGAGUUGCAGAAGUCUUUUUUGCAGCCUUGUACUUCAAAACCCCAAGCUGUUCCUGCCAUGUCUCCUCAAGGCAAAAGAAAUCCCAAGAGUCCUUUGGCUUCCAGUAAUAAACGCCUUAGGAUUCAUGGCAUGCAGACACUGGAAUCAUUUUUUAAGCCGUUGACACAUUAAUGCUGCCCUCAGGCUUGCAGGAGAGCUUUACUAGUAACUUGAGAGAUAAAAUCAUGUUGAUUUCUCAAGAGAAAUCUAUGAAAUUUUUAAUACAAAAUUAGGUUAAAUUUCUCUCUUCCAUGGGAUUCUAAAGCUGUUGCUGAUCAAAAUGUUUUUAUUCUUCAGGGAGACACUGUCAUAAAAGGUGAAAGGAACCUUGGCAAACUCCGUAUCUCACUCUGUUAUCUAUAAAAUUGAAGAUCAUAUAUUUAGGGAUGUAACUCAAGAGAUACAGCGCCCCCCCCAAAAAAAAAACCCCAAAGUCCUUACUUAAAAUUGGAACAGAAAGGAGAAAAAUGGGGUUGGGGAUAUAGUUGGUAGAAUACUGGCCUAGGAUAGCACAUGCAAGGCCCUGUGUUCAAUUCUCAGUACUGGAGGAAAAAAAAAAACAUGGGUAGAUGAGACAUGCAGUCUUCCUGAGUCACCCAGGUGUUGGGAUUAAAUCUUAUGACCUUGAGUUCUAUAUGAAUCCAGGUAGUAGGUUAAAUGAGUAGGAAGACAGCAUACACAUCUCUCUUCCAAUACAUAAAUACAAAUCAGUUUCAUUUUACUUAUUUAUAAAUUGGACCUGUGUGUGUUACUUCAAGGGGAAAGGUUAGCAGGAAAUGACCCUUUCCUUUGAAGUUGCUGUGGCUUUUCCCUAGCUGGAUUAGUAGCUUCUUAAAGGCUUGCAGGUCGUAUGUUCUUCAUAUUGGUUCAAUGUAUGUAGUAGAAAACCAUACAUCUGGUUACCCAAACUAGGACAAUAAAAAUGUAUUUGAGGA
Cricetulus griseus (Chinese hamster) is the source of this 2897-nucleotide messenger RNA. The record is from RefSeq and is a predicted model, not a curated record. NCBI's taxonomy places the organism in Eukaryota, Metazoa, Chordata, Mammalia, Rodentia, Cricetidae.